CCGGAAACGGGCCGGCAGGACCGGAAGUGACCCUCUUUAGUUCCCCUCUUCACGUGGUGCGGGCGGGAAGUGACGCGCGCGGCCCGGGAGCUGCGGACGCAGAGGCCGACGGAGCCGGAGUCGCGGACGCCGCGGGGUCUCCGGGACAGGAACCCCCAGUGCUGUGUCCACAUUCUAGAGGGGAAGUUUGCUGAGACCCUGGUACCACCUUGCCAGCGGAAUGUCAGCCACACUGGAUCUGAAAUCGAAGGAGGAGAAGGAUGCUGAGUUGGACAAGAGGAUCGAGGCUCUUCGGCGAAAAAAUGAGGCCCUCAUCCGGCGCUACCAGGAGAUUGAGGAGGACCGGAAAAAAGCCGAACUCGAGGGAGUGGCCGUGACAGCUCCCCGGAAGGGCCGCUCGGUGGAGAAGGAGAACGUGGCAGUUGAGGCGGAGAAGAACUUGGGUCCCUCUCGGAGGUCUCCUGGGACCCCACGACCCCCAGGGGCCAGCAAGGGAGGCCGGACGCACCCCCAGCAGGGAGGCCGGGCAGGCAUGGGCCGGGCGGCCCGCAGCUGGGAGGACGGUUCUGGGGAGCAGUCUCGAGGAGGAUCUGGGGGCCGUGGCCGGAGGGGCCGGGGCAGGGGGUCCCCUCAACUCUCAGGAGCUGGAGAUGCCUCAGCUGCCGACCGCAAAUCUAAGGAGUGGGAGGAGCGGCGCCGGCAGAACAUCGAGAAGAUGAACGAGGAGAUGGAAAAGAUAGCAGAGUAUGAGCGCAACCAGCGGGAAGGUGUGCUGGAGCCCAACCCAGUGCGGAACUUCCUGGACGACCCCCGGCGACGCAGCGGACCCCUGGAGGAGCCCGAGCGGGACCGCCGGGAAGGCAGCCGCCGUCAUGGGCGCAACUGGGGGGGGCCCGACUUCGAGCGGGUGCGCUGCGGCCUGGAGCAGGAGCGGCAGGGCCGCCGGGCCGGCCUGGGUGGCGCUGGUGACAUGACGCUGUCCAUGACGGGCCGCGAGCGGUCGGAGUAUCUGCGCUGGAAGCAGGAGAGGGAGAAGAUCGACCAGGAGCGGCUGCAGAGACACCGCAAGCCCACUGGCCAGUGGCGGCGGGAGUGGGAUGCUGAGAAGACUGAUGGCAUGUUCAAGGAUGGGCCAGCUGCUGCCCUUGAACCAUCCCACCGCUAUGAUGACCAGGCCUGGACUCGGCCCCCCAAGCCCCCCACUUUCAGGGAGUUCCUGUCCCAGCACAAAGCUGAGGUCAGCCGCAGGAGGAGGAAGAGUAGCCGACCCCAGACCAAGGCAGCCCCUCGUGCCUACAGUGACCAUGAUGACCGCUGGGAGACUGAGGACACAGUGUCCCCAGCCCCUGAGGCCCCACAGCCCGCUCCACCUGAGGAGACGCCCUCGCAGCCACCCGAGACCCCAGCUCCUCCUGCCCACCGGCCCCCUGAGGAUGAGGGGGAGGAGGACGUGAGGGAGGAGGAUGAGGGGGAGGAUGAGGAGUGGGAAGAUGUGAGUGAGGAGGAGGAAGAGGAGGUCGAGGAAGAAGAAGAGGCUGAUGAGGCGGAAGAAGAACCAGCCCAAGGCCAUGAACCCCAAGAGGCUGAGCCCACCGGAAGCCCUCCCCGAAGCCGCACCGGAAGUCCCACCGGAGGUGACCAGCCAGCCCCUGCCUCCCUUGAGAGUGGGUCCAGCCUCCCAGGAACCCAGAAAGCUGAAGAGGAAAGGUCUGAGGCAGCUCCAGAGGCGGGUACCGAGGGCCAGGAGACCGCGGAGAUCACCGACUUCCAGAGGGCCUCCCCGAAUUCCUGAAGACGCUGCUGGGAGGGGACUGAAGCUUCCCCGCCUUGAUGGGGUGGGGGCGGCAGGAGGGGGUUAGUCUGGAUUCCCAGGCUGCGCUCUCUCCUCCCCGGAGACCGCUCUGGAUCCCAUGGCUUUAGGGAGAGGGAGAAAUUGAGGGUGGUGGGGAGGAGUUGGGGAAGGGGCGUGAUUGGGUUGUGGGCAGAGGUGGGGCUUCGGGGAGUGUUUAGACCUCAGUACACUGAGUAGCGAGGAGGUCCCGCCAGGGGCGUGGUUAGGAUGCCUGGGCGGGGCCAGAAUUCUGGUGGAUGGAGUUAGAACACAGGGCGGCCUUAGAUGUCGGAUCGGGCCGCGUGAGCCGGUUUAGAUGGGAGUUCCUAAUGCGGGUGUGGGGUGCAGCCCUCGGUCGAGGGCGUGUUCAGUACAGUGCUAGAACUAGUGGAGUGAGGCGGAGGAAAGGGGUGGAGCCUGGACUAGAGAGCGUGAAUCCAGGGAGUGAAGAGGGUGGCUUCGAAUGCUAAGAGUCGAGUCUGAUUCAGAGGCACGUUAGAAGCGGAGCGGGCCUGCGGCUAAG
Molecule: messenger RNA, 2354 nt
Organism: Mirounga angustirostris (Northern elephant seal)
Lineage: Eukaryota; Metazoa; Chordata; Mammalia; Carnivora; Phocidae
Gene: CCDC9
Product: coiled-coil domain containing 9
Exons: 15
Coding region: 221-1792 (523 amino acids)
Source: RefSeq, a predicted model, not a curated record